AUGCCGAAGAUAAAACUCUUUUUGUGGAAAACGUUCCAUGAAGCUCUUCCAGUGGGAGAGGCUCUGCUGGCUAGACAUAUACAAGUAUGGAACUCUGCCCCUGUGUUCCCUGCUAUUGAGAUCAGUGGAUCUUUAGAUUUGGAGCUAAAAAACCUAUGGACAAGCCUCUGCUCGAGGAAAUCUUUACCUCCCACGGGAGUGGUGUUGGGCUGUUUGGCUCCAUGGAUCGCAUGGCAACUGUGGGUAGCAAGAAACCAACUCGUAUUCAACAACAGGAUCAUCAAAGUGGAGGAAGUGAUUUUUAAAGCCAUUGCAUCAGCUCGAGAGUGGGGUCACAGUCAAGGAUGUACCACCCAGACUUCAAAGCCGGCGAUCUACAGUCAGUCUGCGUCCACGCCCGGAAUUACGGAAACAAAGAGGGUCAUGAUGAGCUCAGAGAGAUCAAAGGAGAAGAAGAGAUCAAUAUGUAGAAGAUUGGGGAAGUAUAUUAAAGAACAGAAGGGAAGGAUUUACAUCAUCAGAAGAUGUGUGGUCAUGCUCCUUUGCUGGCAUGAUUGA
Messenger RNA from Brassica oleracea var. oleracea, 558 nucleotides. RefSeq lists its product as uncharacterized. The record is from RefSeq and is a predicted model, not a curated record. The transcript is spliced from 3 exons. The coding region runs from base 1 to 558 and encodes 185 amino acids. Lineage: Eukaryota; Viridiplantae; Streptophyta; Magnoliopsida; Brassicales; Brassicaceae. Gene Ontology annotation, biological process: negative regulation of cell population proliferation.